This is a messenger RNA of Thlaspi arvense, 1161 nucleotides long. NCBI's taxonomy places the organism in Eukaryota, Viridiplantae, Streptophyta, Magnoliopsida, Brassicales, Brassicaceae. The record is from the annotation of a GenBank genome assembly.
CAAAAAUUCUGGGCCGAUCAAAACCCUAGAUAUAUAUAUAAAUCGAAAGCCAGUAGCUUUAGGGUUCUCUCUCAGUUGUUGAAGCCGCUUCUUCUUCUUCGCUGUUGCUGGACGUCGCCACCAUCUGAAGAUCCCUAUCCAUGGCUGUCGGGAAGAACAAGAGGAUCUCUAAGGGUCGUAAAGGAGGAAAGAAGAAGAUCGUUGAUCCUUUCUCCAAGAAGGAUUGGUAUGACGUGAAGGCUCCCUCUUCAUUCUCCGUGAGAAAUGUUGGGAAGACACUUGUUUCAAGGACACAGGGAACCAAGAUUGCCUCUGAGGGACUGAAACACAGAGUUUUCGAGGUUUCUCUUGCUGAUCUCCAAGGAGGAGACGAGGAUAAGGCAUACAGGAAGAUCCGUCUUAGGGCUGAAGAUGUUCAGGGCAGGAAUGUGUUGACCCAAUUCUGGGGUAUGGAUUUCACAACCGACAAGCUUAGGUCAUUGGUGAAGAAGUGGCAGACUUUGAUUGAAGCUCAUGUUGAUGUGAAAACCACAGACGGCUACACCCUGAGGAUGUUCUGUAUCGCCUUCACCAAGAGGCGUGCCAACCAGGUGAAGCGUACUUGUUAUGCUCAGUCCAGCCAAAUCCGCCAGAUCCGCAGGAAGAUGAGUGAAAUCAUGGUCAAGGAGGCUUCAUCUUGUGACCUCAAGGAACUUGUUGCCAAGUUCCUCCCUGAGGCCAUUGGAAUGGAGAUUGAGAAGGCCACACAGGGAAUCUACCCAUUGCAGAACGUGUUUAUCCGUAAAGUGAAGAUUCUCAAGGCUCCCAAGUUUGACCUCGGAAAGCUCUUGGAGGUGCAUGGUGAUUACACUGCAGAGGAUGUUGGUGUGAAGGUAGACAGGCCAGCGGAGGAGACAGUGCCUGAGGAUCCUGCUGAAGUCAUCGGAGCUUAGAUGAUUUAUAGAUUUGCUUCUCUCUUUUUUUGAGUUUUUUGGUAAAAGAAUUCUCUACUUCAUGUGACUGGUUUUGGACUCCUUUUUGAUGGAUCUAUUAUUACUGUUCUUGUUUAUCAUGUUACCUCUUUUAAAUUUAAAUGUGCUAGUUCUAUUCAUCAUUCCUUGAUUUUUGACGAUUAUGAUUAAGAUGAAAUGAAUAUAAAAAUGCGUAAAAGCAGAUAUGGCG